Epinephelus moara (kelp grouper) is the source of this 2378-nucleotide messenger RNA. It is a transcript of the gene ggps1, whose product is annotated as geranylgeranyl diphosphate synthase 1. Bases 705 to 1487 code for a protein of 260 amino acids. Gene Ontology annotation, biological process: isoprenoid biosynthetic process. Gene Ontology annotation, molecular function: prenyltransferase activity. The record is from RefSeq and is a predicted model, not a curated record. The transcript is spliced from 5 exons. NCBI's taxonomy places the organism in Eukaryota, Metazoa, Chordata, Actinopteri, Perciformes, Serranidae.
AACACACAACGUGCGAGGCACCCAUGUUACAUUCCGCACCCACUCUGCGCGUGCUCUGUAACGACACUGGAGCAUAUAUAGGUGGCUCAUCAUAACUAGCCUGUCUUGAAAAGUGUCUGUGCUCUGCGUUGCAAUAACGGUGUUAGCUUAGCAUAGCAUCUGGUGAAUUGGCCAGUAACACACGGACCCAAAAAUGGUAUGAAUGUGUGGAUGUGACGGUGGUAUCGCGUGCCCUAGUCGACCAGCGUUGAAAUGGAAGUUUUUAUUUUGAAAAAGAAUGAAAGAAAUGGCCAGCGGUGGUUUACCGGCGCGGUUUUGUUAGCCUGCUAAUGCUAGCUAACUAGCAGCCUGGCUAACAGGAACACAGGAGGCAAGUCAGCAGACUGACAAGCGGCAGCCAAGAUUUGUACAAAACUGAAGCAAUGGAUGGCACCUCGGAAGCCGCCUCGGAAGCCGCCUCUGAGCGCUUUCUCCUGGAACCAUACAAGUACUUGUUGCAGCUACCUGCACAGCACACAACUCCCGCCUCCCUCCAAAGUCCUAUCCUCCUCCUCCUGCAACUCCACCUCCCUCCAAAGCCCUAAACAAAGAAAAGUGUAAAAUUUCCAGAAAGAAAGCAAGUGAGGACAAAACUAUCCCAAGCCUUUAACCACUGGCUCAAUGUCCCAGAGGACAAACUACAGGUGAUCAUCGAGGUGACUGAGAUGCUGCACAACGCUAGCUUGCUCAUAGACGACAUCGAGGACAGCUCCAAGCUGCGGCGAGGCUUCCCUGUGGCCCACAGCAUCUACGGCAUCCCCUCCGUUAUCAACUCAGCCAACUACGUCUACUUCCUGGGGUUAGAGAAGGUGCUGACCCUGGAGCACCCUGAGGCUGUCCAAGUGUUUACCCGGCAGCUGCUGGAGCUGCACCGUGGUCAGGGCCUGGACAUCCACUGGAGGGACAACUACACCUGUCCCACUGAGCAGGAGUACCUCAACAUGGUGCUGCAGAAAACUGGAGGGCUCUUCGGUCUGGCUGUGGGCCUGAUGCAGCUCUUCUCUGAUUGGAAACAGGACCUGAAACCACUCCUGGACACGCUGGGCCUCUUCUUCCAGAUUCGUGACGACUACUGCAACCUGAGCUCUCGUGAGUACUCUGAGAACAAGAGCUUCUGUGAGGACCUGACUGAAGGCAAGUUCUCUUUCCUCACCAUUCAUGCCAUAUGGUCGCGUCCAGAGAGCACCCAGGUACAGAACAUCCUGAGGCAGCGCACGGAGAACAUGGACAUCAAACGAUACUGUGUGGACUACCUGGAGAAGGUUGGCUCGUUCGCCUACGCUCGUCAGACUCUGCGGAACCUGGAGGAGGAGGCCUACCGCCUCAUCAAGGAGUUGGGGGGAAACCCUCAACUGGAGAGCCUCAUCAAACACCUCAGCCAAAUGCAUCGUGAGGCUGAAGCCGCAGCAGUGUCCAGUACUGAGCCACACUCCAGCCAAAACUACUGACCUCCACAUUUCACUGCUACACGCCUAGCCCCACAGAAGCUUUGCUAAUAUCCUGAUGCAGAUAGACCCACUCCCAAAAAGCUCAACUCACACACACACCAGUAUGUUACAUUCACAAACUAUUUAAUGAGUCAUAAUUAAUCAUUCAACUCUAGCUCUUGAAUUGUGGUAGACAGCUCUGACUGCAUUCAGCAGCUAUGAGACAGCGAAGCAGCCGCGAAUGUUGCCUUUCUCCUUUGUGUGCUUGUCAGCAUCCUUCAAGUGUUGCUCGACAAAACACACAUCACCAGUUUUUGUAUCCAAUUGUAGCUGUGCAGUCAGAGGAAGAAAUAAAUUAAAAAAUGAAACUUCUUACGUCGGUUUUAUGUUUGCUGUUUUGAAAAUGAAAAAUGACAAGAUGGCAACAAAGCUUAAAAGCCUUCCUUUUUGAUGUGUACUACAGUGCAUAUAAAUGUAUUUUUUUAUGUUCUGCCACCAGACGAAAAUUGUUUAUCUAAAGCCGAGUGUAUGCUGUGUGUUUUUUUCCGAAGUCCUUGUUUAAAAUAAGACGUCUCUCUCGAGUGUAUGAUGUGCGAUUUGGGGAUUCUUAAUCAUUAAGCCGCCAAGAGUGCCAAUCCUGUAGAAAAGACCUCUGCAACUCAAUUGUCUACUUGUUAUGUAACACGCUGGCAUUAUAUGCAAAGUAGUGCUCAUGCUGUUUAUGCUCAGCUGUAUAUGAAUACUCUGUUGAUGUUUUGGGUUUAUCGCAGUCUGCGUUUCCGUCUGGUUCAGAUUCAACACAGCCCUUCACAUCUCCAAUAUUGUAUUAGGGUUAUCCAGUUAUGAUAUUUGUAAGUAGACACUGUGCUGCAGUUAAAAACUUCUUUGCAUCUAUUGAAUAAAAAACUUUAA